This is a messenger RNA of Chironomus riparius, 822 nucleotides long. NCBI's taxonomy places the organism in Eukaryota, Metazoa, Arthropoda, Insecta, Diptera, Chironomidae. The record is from the annotation of a GenBank genome assembly.
GCCUUUACGCUAAUUCGUUGAAUAGCAUAGAAAUAAUCGAGUAAAACUUGAGUUUUUUUGAAAAAUCAUGAAUCGUGCUAAGGAAAACAUUGAAAAUCCAGGAUAUGUUCGCUCUGAUAAUAAGGAGAAUAAAGAUGAUGAUGCAUCGAUUGCACUGAAAAGAUGUGUAACAUCCAGUGAUCCUGAAAAGAACAUCCUGGUUGACAAGCAAUUGACACAAAAUGACAAAAAUAAGGCUCACAACGAUAAAGAAUCAGAUCAGAAGCAAGCAGAGCUUGACAAUCCUGAUUCCAAAAAUGUUAAGACUGCUAAUGAAGUAACAGACAAAAAGAAGCGUAAGAAUAAGCAAAAAGCUGCUAAACGUAAUGCUCGAAAGAAGAAUAAGAAGGCAGCACUAGCUGCAGCCCAAAAGGUUGCUGAAAAUAAUCCAGAACCUGAUCAAACUGCUGGUGUAUUUGAGUUUGGCAAUGAAGACAAUCAAGGAACAUCAGGAAUGCAGCAACUACCACGUAAUUUUGACUGGGAUAUGCCAACAAACAUGAACAACUUGACCGAUGUGGAAAUUGAACUUGGACUUUUAAUUGCUGAAUUUCUUGUAUUUUUGGAACGAUAGGGGAAUUCAGAUAAAGACACAGAUCUAUUCCAUUUAUCUUUUAAAGCAUGUGAUAUUCAGUUCCUUAAUUAACACUUUUUUGAAUCAGCGUUGAGCUUACUUUAAAGAAUAACUUAAUUAGUCUAUUUAUGAAAAAUAUUUUGUUACAUCUAUUAUACAAUCAGUAAGUUUGAUAUGAAUAAAAUGCAGAAGAAUGCAUACUUAAGCUA